GUUGUUCACAGUUAUGGCACGAACGAAACAGACAGCUCGCAAGAGUACGGGUGGGAAGGCUCCGCGAAAGCAGUUGGCUACCAAGGCGGCACGUAAAAGUGCGCCAGCGACUGGCGGUGUUAAGAAACCUCAUCGUUAUCGGCCUGGAACAGUUGCUCUACGUGAGAUUCGUCGUUAUCAAAAAUCAACCGAACUACUGAUACGCAAACUGCCUUUUCAGCGAUUGGUGCGCGAGAUUGCCCAAGACUUCAAGACUGACCUUCGUUUCCAAAGCUCUGCAGUUUCUGCUCUUCAAGAAGCUAGCGAAGCUUACCUUGUUGGACUUUUCGAAGACACUAACUUGUGCGCCAUCCAUGCCAAACGUGUAACUAUUAUGCCAAAGGACAUCCAGUUGGCUCGUCGAAUUCGAGGUGAACGCGCAUAAGUCGACCUUUGAUAUGAUUGCUCUGUGAACGCCAAACGGCCCUUUUUAGGGCCACACAACAUGAUUUUGAGUUCUGUC
This is a messenger RNA of Schistosoma haematobium, 502 nucleotides long. RefSeq lists its product as uncharacterized. The record is from RefSeq and is a predicted model, not a curated record. Bases 14 to 424 code for a protein of 136 amino acids. Gene Ontology annotation, cellular component: nucleosome. The transcript has a single exon. Gene Ontology annotation, molecular function: DNA binding; structural constituent of chromatin; protein heterodimerization activity. Lineage: Eukaryota; Metazoa; Platyhelminthes; Trematoda; Strigeidida; Schistosomatidae.